AUGAAAGGCGUCAAACGCAUUUGCCUCGCCAUUCUAAGCUUUAUUUCCUUGGCAAAUUCACACGUGAUAGAUGAGAGCAUUCAUCUACUGCCGCUAGAUAAUAAUUUACUACAUGUGAAGCUAAAACUGGUUGUUAAUGGAAAAAGUUAUAAGGAAAAUUUCCUCCCCAUAAAUGUGCUGAAAAUACUAAACUAUGUAAAGUCACUGAAGAUUAACAUAAAAAGAGGUGUUUACAGGAAUUAUUACAACAACAAAUAUUUGGACAAUUACCCCUUUGGCUUUACCCUUGCAGUUGAACUGAAAGAAAUGCAAAAGGAUAGCGACUAUUAUAGAGAAAAGGAAAAAGGUGAAUUUUCAAAAGAUGAAAUAUUUCUCUUACGACAAUUAAUGAACGACAUUUGGUCUAUCACAGGUAUCGCAACGAAUCUCAUAAAAAUCAAAAAUUUGAUAAAAGUUCAUAAUGAAAUAUUUGCAUUUUUACCUGAUGAAAGUAUAUGUAUUGAACAUUUUUCCCUACUUAAAAAACUGUACCCAUGUAAAACCUUUGGUGGGUUAUUUAAUGCGCUAAGCCCUGCCUACUUAAUAUCAAAACGGAUGAGCAACAUAGGAUUUGAGCUACAUGACAACAAUGAAAAUUUACUAGUCCUUUAUGUAGACUACAUUACAGAACAUGAUCACAGAAAAGAUGUGAAUGUUGUAGACUUGAUAAACAGUAAAUACAAUCCGAAUGAAUGUCCAUUAGUUGACAGAACUGCGAUACUUGUGAAAAAAAAGGAAGAAAAUGUCGUUACAACGGUUUUCGAAAAAUAUGGAACUAUCAAUUUAGUGUAUGAUAAUAUAAACUUAUACAAUAUUGUACAAAAUGGAAAACCCAAUAUUUUAGAGGAAUACAUAAAUGUGCGCAUUUUUAAGGAAGAAGUUAACAGUAUGAUUACUGCGGACAUAAGAAAGAAACAAAGUUCGUUGCUCUAUGUAUUUCAAAAUUUGAACGCAGAAAAUAAAAGCGAUUUUUUAUUUGUUGAUAAAUUACCCUACUACUUAUCGCCCUUGAUACACACAAUGAUGAUUCAAGGGAAGGGUCCUGUAGCAAAUAGCCAAGCGAAAGAAAAUUGUAAUUUCACCUUUUUUGGGUAUAAUGCAAUGAAAAAUUUUAACAUUAAAUUUAGCAAUUUUGACACACUUGAGAAAAUACCAAAAAAUGGAAACUUCUACUACAUUAAUUUUAAGCACAAUUUGCCCCCACAGUGUGAAAUAAUAAUGAGGUUCGAAGUAAUCAAAGUGCAAGUCCGAUCAUUCGAGUUUGAAUUUGACAUAGAUAGAGGCAUUUUGCUAGGAAGCGGGAUAUUUGUGCAAAAGAAAAAUUACAUCUCACAAGGAGGUGACGAAUUUAUGUAUAAAUAUACCCCCUCACUCUUGGUAGAUAUAAUCUUGCCAGACACAAGUAUGCCUUUUAACGUUAUAGCCAUCUCCACAUGUGUCAUCAUGUUGUUUUUCGGGUUCAUGUUUAAGCUCACGGCCAAAGAAGAAACAAGAUAUAUUUAG
Messenger RNA from Plasmodium knowlesi strain H, 1542 nucleotides. RefSeq names its product GPI transamidase component GPI16, putative. The transcript is spliced from 3 exons. Gene Ontology annotation, cellular component: GPI-anchor transamidase complex. Gene Ontology annotation, biological process: attachment of GPI anchor to protein. The record is from RefSeq and is a predicted model, not a curated record. NCBI's taxonomy places the organism in Eukaryota, Apicomplexa, Aconoidasida, Haemosporida, Plasmodiidae. The coding region runs from base 1 to 1542 and encodes 513 amino acids.